Molecule: messenger RNA, 971 nt
Organism: Tarenaya hassleriana
Lineage: Eukaryota; Viridiplantae; Streptophyta; Magnoliopsida; Brassicales; Cleomaceae
Product: peptidyl-prolyl cis-trans isomerase FKBP13, chloroplastic
Exons: 5
Coding region: 75-731 (218 amino acids)
Cellular component (GO): chloroplast
Molecular function (GO): peptidyl-prolyl cis-trans isomerase activity
Source: RefSeq, a predicted model, not a curated record
UCUUGUUAUUGUCAUUCUUUUUCCCUUUUUUUUUAUCUCUUUGCAAAAAAAAAAAAAACCGUAGAUAAGAGAAUAUGGGUUCGUUGGCAUUCUCCGUCUGCAAUUGCUAUCCAAAAGAUCUAAGAAAACCCAUUUACAGAAAUCUUGUGAAAAGCUCAAAAACGGCAGAAACAAUCUCUGCAGGAGCGGUUGUUGAACCAAAGGGACCGCGUUUAAGCUCUGUCCGUUCAGCUCCGUGUAAGAGAAGAGAAGCGCUCGGUCUCGGUUUCGGCCUCUGCGUCGGCCUUGUAGACUUUGCGUUGAAGCCCGAGGACUCUUCCGCUUCUUCUUCUUCCUCUUCUGAGACAGCUUCAUGUGAGUUCUCAGUGUCUCCUUCAGGACUUGCUUUCUGCGACAAAGCAGUUGGGUAUGGCCCCGAGGCUGUCAAAGGGCAACUGAUUAAGGCACAUUAUGUGGGGAAGCUUGUGAAUGGGAAAGUUUUCGACAGCAGUUAUAACAGAGGGAAGCCAUUGACGUUCCGCAUAGGUGUGGGCGAGGUGAUCAAAGGCUGGGACCAAGGCAUCCUCGGCGGUGAUGGAAUCCCUCCUAUGCUCGCUGGUGGGAAGCGAACGUUGAAGAUUCCUCCAGAACUCGCCUAUGGCGACAGAGGCGCCGGUUGCAAAGGAGGCUCCUGCAUCAUUCCUCCUGCUUCAGUGCUUCUCUUUGACGUCGAGUUCAUAGGAAAGGCUUGAGAGCUCCUUAUACGGGAGAGUGGACCAUGAUCAUCAUUAACCACAUACUCAUGUAAAAACCCAUCAUCAUCAUCAUCAUAUCAUAUAUAUGUCUUUGAUGCUUUGGUUUAUUAUUAUUAUUAUUAUUAUUAUUAUUAUUAUUAUUAUUAUUGUAACAAUGUAAGUGGAAUCCAAUUCGUUAUUGUUCUUUCUUAUAGUUAUAGUGGAUGGAAUGUAUAAUUUCAGGGUCUUGUUGCUCCA